UUGGGUAAUAAGAAGCCACCCACUUAUUUGUGCAGAGUCAAGAGAGUUGGAAGUUUAACCGAAUGGGACGUGAAAUAAUGUCACAGGAUAUUAAUUAAUUUUUCAAGAUUUAUUUAGGGGAUAGUUCGUGGAAAGGGACUGGUUAUGUGCUCCUUAGGGUAAAAGUAGCUGUUGUUGUCUGUCUUUGUGCGCUGACAGUGUGCAAAAGGGAAGUGGGGAAAUCGUGGUGUGGUAGAGAGGGGAGGUAUUUCCUUUGAUUGAUGCUAAGCUAUAUUGCACUCCCAAAUCUACUUAAUAUUAUUUAUUAGUUAUGUUAUUGCACACGAGGCCUGUUUACUCUAAAGCCAUUAUGUUCUUUAGCUCCUGACGUUUUUAAAGUCAUCCAACCUGUCGAUUAACGUUCAUCGACGAUUAAUAUUUUUUGAUCACCGAACUGAAACUCUAAACAGCACUGAGCACUGCAUGUGAAGUUAUUACGCCUAUGGCAUUCUAGUAACAAAUACGUAUUUUGUUUCGGAAUUUAGAAUAUGAAGGACAGCCGCAGAUGUGGGAUGAACAGAUAGGGAAAACCGGGAUUUCCUGUUGGGGGUUUCAUUAGCUCUAGAAUACGUACUGGAUAUAACGAUUUGUAGUUUUCAAGAAUGAAGAAGUUUUCUCGUAUGCCAAAGUCGGAGAGUGGGGGGCUUGGAGCAGGAUCCGGGUCCGGUUCGGGUUCCGGUGUCAGUAGUUACAUUGGACGAGUGUUUGGUGUCGGCCGAUACCAGGUUACGGUGGAAGAACUGAUUGCAGAAGGUGGAUUCUCAGUGGUGUUCCUGGCCCGGACUCAUGGUGGAGUGCGAUGUGCCUUGAAGAGAAUGUAUGUCAAUAAUCUACCUGACCUGAACAUCUGCAAGAGGGAAAUCACUAUCAUGAAAGAACUUUCAGGUCACAAGAAUAUAGUAGGCUACCUGGACUCUGCCAUAAACUCAGUUGGUGAUAGUGUGUGGGAGGUUCUCAUUCUCAUGGAGUAUUGCAAAGCGGGUCAAGUGGUAAAGCAGAUGAAUCAGCGGCUGCAUACUGGUUUCAGUGAAGUGGAAGUCUUGACAAUAUUCUGCGACACCUGUGAGGCUGUUGCCAGGUUACAUCAGUGCAAAACGCCAGUCAUUCAUAGGGACCUGAAGGUUGAAAAUAUACUUUUAAAUGACCAAGGGAACUAUGUCUUGUGUGACUUUGGCAGUGCCACACACAAAGUUCUCCACCCACAUAAAGAUGGAGUUACAACUGUGGAAGAUGAAAUAAAAAAGUACACAACCCUGUCAUACAGAGCUCCAGAAAUGAUUAAUCUUUAUGCAGGGAAGCCAAUCACCACUAAAUCUGAUAUAUGGGCGCUUGGAUGCUUGUUGUACAAGCUUUGUUUCUUCUCACUUCCAUUCGGGGAGAGUCAAGUUGCAAUAUGUGAUGGAACUUUUAUUGUUCCAGAUAAUUCAAAAUUCUCAUUCAAAAUGCACUGCUUAAUUCGUUAUAUGUUAGAGCCAGAUCUAGAGAAAAGACCUGACAUCUAUCAGGUCUCUUAUUUUGCCUUCAAGUUGGCUGGAAAAGAGAACCCUGUGCCAAACCUUUCUAGCUCUCCUCUUCCCUCAGCGCUUCCAGAGCCAAUGACAGCCAGUGAGGUUGCGGCUAAGAAGAGCAUAACUAAAGCCAGAAUAACUGAAUUAGUUGGACCAACAGAAACAUCAAUUGCACCAAGACAAAGACCAAAAGCUGCAAACACCAAUGUACUGCCAAUCCACAAUUCUGUGACUCCUGUGAAAAUGACAGUUCCUUCUGCACCAGUGAGCAAUGGACAAAAAGUUGUGUCAGCACCUAUAAAUGAGCAACCUGUCUCACAUGUUCAAGGGACAAGUCAGCAGCACAGAGUCCUCCAGCAGCUACAGCCAGGAGACCUGCGGCUACAGCAGCUGCAACAACAGCAGCUCCAUCAACAUCAGCAGGCACAGCAACUUCAACACACCUAUCUACAGCAGUAUCAGCAAGCUGUUCAGCAGUCCAUACAGUUGCAGCAGCAACAUAUCCUUCAUCAACAGAUGAUGAUGCAGCCUGUGUUCCAGCAGCAGGCUCAGUAUACAGCAGUGAUGCAGCAAUACCAUCAAGCAUUUGCACAGCAGCCACAUCAUCAGAAUCAUCCCCACCAACAACAGACUCUGUUUCUUACCUCACCUCUGGAGUUCCAGACACCUAUAGGGAAUUUCAGCCCAGCUGUGACAACUCAUGUUGGGACUGUGGCAGUGGAGCCUCUGUUCAGCAAAAUGAGAACUGCUUUAUUGGAUACUGAAGUAGUUGGUACCCCAGAACAGAACGUCAGCAACCCACCAGAUAUGUCUAGCUGGAACCCCUUUGGAGAGGACAAUUUCUCUAAACUAACGGAAGAAGAACUGCUGGACAGGGAAUUUGACCUCCUGAGAGCAAAGAAACCUGAAGAAAGGACAGCAAGUAUUGACUCAAGUUUAGCAAUGCAGCAGACUUCACAAAAAACACUCUCAGAGGAUCUCUUUGGCUCAGUACCAUUUGUUUCUAAUCCAGGUUCCAAUUUAAAAGGGUCAGAGCUGCUAGGUGAAGACUCAGAGGUCCCUGCAGGAAACAGUGCAGUUUCAGUGCAGAAGCAAGAGCUGCCUAGUAAGGAACACAAGGGCGCAAAAAAACCUGGGCAGCCUGGACAACCUUCAAGGAAAGUUGGAGAUGAGUCAGAGAGUGACUUUGAGUCUGAUCCCCCAUCCCCAAAGAGCAGUGAGGAAGAUGAGCAAGAGGACGAGGAGGCUCUGAACAGUGAACAUGGAGAAUUUAUUGAUGACAAUGAUACAGAGCCAGAGAACUUGGGACAGCGGCCCCUGCUCAUGGACUCUGAAGAGGAGGUGGACGAUGAUGAUGAAGACAAGCACAGUUCUGACUCUGAUUAUGAACAGAGCAAAAGAACAUUUCAAGCAGUGAGGCCAGUUGGAGAAAAAGCCCUGCUGAGAACAAACAGUACUAAGAGAGGGGAGUCUGGCACAUCCCUGAUCACUCCCCCAGACUCACCCAAUACGGUGGCUAAAAUUACUCAGGAAGUUGAUGUGUUUGGAGCUGUACCCUUCCUUGGAACUGGGCCAUCAAAGAGUAGAGCUGAAAACACAGACAUCUUUGCUCAAGCACCAUUCAAAACAGUAACUUCAGAACAGGCUAUGGAUGACUUUGAUGUUUUCACCAAAGCUCCUUUCAACCGAAAUUUAUCUAAAACAGGCAAGACAGGAGAUGUUUCCCUUGGUCAGACCCCACCUGUUUCCCCUGACAGUGUUGAUGUAUUUGGUUGUACUCCUUUUCAACCUGGACAUUCAAUGCCAGUCACCAAGAGUAAGGAGGAUAUUUUUGGUCAAGUGCUUCUUGAUGAGGUCCCAACUACCCAACAACAAAAGAUGAAACAACGCAGUCUUCAAAAACUGUCCUCAAGACAAAGGCGAACAAAGCAUGACAUUGGAGGUGGCAAUGGUAAGCGUCAUCACGGAACCCCAACAACUGGUAGGAAGAAUUCAAAGCCAAGUUUCCGCACACCAGAGCGAGUCCGCAGACACAAGAAAGUAGGCAGAAGGGAUUCCCAGAGUAGCAAUGAGUUUCUGAGUACAUCAGAUUCAAAGGAGAAUAUUAGCAUAACUCCUGGUGAUGUGAAAGACAAAGGAGCAUCCUUGCCUACUGAGGAGGCCAUGUUAGACCCAUUUGGUGCAAAGCCAUUCUAUCCACAAGAAAUUGGAAGGCAUCCACAACACCAAGGUUUGGGGGACAACAGAGGAGAUCUGAGCUCAAAUAGUGGUAGACCCAGAUCGAUUUCUGUGCAUGGAGCCUUUCAUAGUGGAGAUGGGAAUAAAACUGAUGACUUUGGUGCUGUACCUUUCACAGAACUAGUUGUUCACAGUGUGAUGCAACAGGCACCACAGGUGGAGCUAGAUCCCUUUGGAGCAGCUCCUUUUCCCACCAAACAAUGAAUAUGUAGUCUUCCAACACUGAAGGUCUAUGGAUUUUGCAAAGCAUAAAAAAAUCUCUGAUGGAUAAAUCCUCCCAGGUGGCAGCUUUGCAAAACUGUGGUUCUUUGUAUUCCAUUAACCAAGGACAUAGAUGCAACUUUUGUAUUUUACUACUUCACUGAACUUUCAGUUUCAAAUGUCUUGUGGCAUACAAGAUUCUAGAUUCUAGUAUGCACUGUUAGUGCAUACCUGUUUUAGUAAAGGAGCUUAUAUGCUGCAUUGUCAUGACAUUAUUUUGGUUCACGGGGCUGCUUUGGACUUGAAGGGACUGAUUUAAAGAAGAAAUUUCCUUUUCUUUAAUAAAUAUAACAAUCUUUUCGUAUGACUGAAAACUUACUGUGACAAAGAGCUAGUUUAAUUAACACAUCCUUUAGUGGCUGUGAAGCUCUAUGUGGUGGCUUCCUGCUUGAUCUACUAAUAAGUUUCAUUUCACACCGCAAAGCCUUAUGGGCAAAGCCCCACCAUGCUGCACAGUACCUCUGAAUUACAAUUACAAGGCCGGAAUUACCAAAACAAUUUUUGUUUUGGCAAAGGCCUUUAAUUUACUAGUCACCUUUUUUUUUACUCAUCAGAUAUUUUUUUUUUAUUUAAACAGCAAGAGGAAAGUUGUAGUGAAAUAUUCCUCAUUUUUGAAAGGCAGAAAGAGGGGGACUCGAUUUUAAGGUGCAUUUUCCCACCAGCUGCAUUUGGUCAAAUAUAGUAUUUAAGAAUUCUUUGUCUUUUUUUUAAUUUCUGUGUGACUUGCAUAACAGGAAUAAACUUCCAUGGUAACCAGAAAAUGUGUGGAAUUAAAUAUUGAUUAACUUUGCUGUGAUGAUCCAUUAAAACAAGGUCAAAUAGCAGUAUUUCUUCCAGUCUAAAUGUGAUACUUCAAAACAUAAUUUAGCAAUAUAAAAUUUAAGAAUAACCAUAUAGUUAAUUGUACAGAUGAAUACUGUUUUAUUAGAUGGAAACUACAGGAAAAAAGACCUAAGUUAAUUCUUUUGUACCUUACAAGAUCGUAAAAUGUAAUUAAUGCUUGGAAAAACAGAGAUGUACAUCAGAAAGGGAAAAUAAGAAAUUAGCUGUAUUCAUUAAAAUUGGCUUGUUGAAAAAAAUAUCAAAUCAAAAAUUUUAUUUUAACUCUAUAAAAAGCAUGUACUUUCUAGAUACAUCUGAUUUUCAUACUUGAAAAACAGCAGGCAUGAGUUUGGCCUGAUUUAAUUGCAUACAUAUUUUAUGUAAAUAGAAUUUACACCGAGAACCUUUAAAGAGUAUUUAACCAUCGUAAGCCUGACUUACAAAGCACGACAAAUGGUCACAUUUUUCCAUCUGAGGAAUUGCUCUGAAUUAAUGCUUCUAUGAGAAAGAAUUUGGCAUUUUUAAAUGUUCUAACUUUUCAUAUUUUUUCUUAUAUUUAUCAUGCUGUUCUGCUGUCUUAUAAUGCAAUAAAAUGUUGAGUUAAUCUGUU
Molecule: messenger RNA, 5478 nt
Organism: Lepisosteus oculatus (spotted gar)
Lineage: Eukaryota; Metazoa; Chordata; Actinopteri; Semionotiformes; Lepisosteidae
Product: BMP-2-inducible protein kinase
Biological process (GO): protein phosphorylation
Molecular function (GO): ATP binding; protein kinase activity
Source: RefSeq, a predicted model, not a curated record